CGCGAUCUUUCUUGAACAAGGACGACAACUGCGAGAUGGCCGAGGUACCGCAGGCCUCGGAGCCCCAGGCAAUCGACCAGGUGGCGAUGGACACGGAUCAGGAAAGCGUGCCAGGAUUGAACGAUAAGAUCGAGAUUCUCAAAGGAUAUGAGAAGGAUCUGUCAGCAGCAACAUAUUGCCUGCACCAGGAAGACCACACUCUCGGCAAUGUCAUUCGAUACAUGCUCAUGAAAAAUCCCCAAGUUCAGUACUGUGGCUACAGCAACCCGCAUCCGAGCGAGCCCAAGAUCCAUCUGCGCAUCCAAAUGUUUGAUGGUCAAUCUUCCCUCGUCGCCCUCAAAGAAGCACUGGACAAUCUCGAGACGCUGUUCGAAACAAUCGGCUCGUCAUAUUCCAAAGAUCUUUCUGAGGGCAAAUUUGAGCGGUUCCGCGAACCGGGCGCCAACGAGGAAGAGCUGCGAGCCAUUGUGGAACGCGGCAAACAGAUCCGACAGGCACAAAAGAUUGACGCUGAGAAUCGCCGGAGAGCCACAGAGAUGGACGUGCCGGAUGAAUGAGAGGCCUACUUGCCUCGUUGCUGCUUGUGUGUACUCUACCUACCCGUC
Messenger RNA from Acaromyces ingoldii, 605 nucleotides. RefSeq names its product RBP11-like subunits of RNA polymerase. Gene Ontology annotation, cellular component: RNA polymerase I complex; RNA polymerase III complex. The transcript has 4 exons. The record is from RefSeq and is a predicted model, not a curated record. NCBI's taxonomy places the organism in Eukaryota, Fungi, Basidiomycota, Exobasidiomycetes, Exobasidiales, Cryptobasidiaceae. Gene Ontology annotation, molecular function: protein dimerization activity; DNA binding; DNA-directed RNA polymerase activity. The coding region runs from base 36 to 557 and encodes 173 amino acids. Gene Ontology annotation, biological process: DNA-templated transcription.